Molecule: messenger RNA, 1302 nt
Organism: Lathyrus sativus (Indian pea)
Lineage: Eukaryota; Viridiplantae; Streptophyta; Magnoliopsida; Fabales; Fabaceae
Source: the annotation of a GenBank genome assembly
AUGGCAGAAACAACUUUGAUGGGUCGAACUAGAAGUGAAGUAACAGUGUUAGACAGGACAGAGACACUUGGUUCUCAAGGACAACUUCUGCAGAAGUUGUACGCGGAGUUGGAUGAAGAAAGGGAAGCAUCAGCCACAGCAGCCAUGGAAGCAAUGGAUAUGAUAUUGCGUCUACAGGGAGAGAAGGCUACGGUGGAGAUGGAGGCGAGUCAAUUCAAGAGAAUGACAGAAGAGAUGAUAGAACACGCGGAAGAAACCUUUGAGGCUUAUGAAGAACUUAUGCAUGACAAGGAGAUGGAAACUGCAUCUCUCAAGUUUCAAUUGCAGGCUUACAAAAACAAACUCAUGAGCUUAGGAUGUGAUCUCAAUGCGACUGAGUUUCAGUACCUGCACUCAAAUGCAAGUGAUCAAAGUAGCGUUAAGGUUAUGAGAAGGCUAAAGUCAUUUCCCUCGGAGCUAAAGUCAUUUCCCUCGAUUCCGAUUAAAAAGAUCAUGAGCCUGGGUGAGAGUGAUCCUCCGAAAACUGAAACAUCAGUUUCGAGUGACCAGGAACCUAGCUUGGUGCGUGAGAGUGGAACUCUUAACUCAUACUGGAACAAGAUUAAAAUGUUGAAUGCACAAGCGAGACUGAUUUCGGAUCCUAAUAACAUAGGAGCAAACUUGAAAAGUAGAGGAGGAAGGUCAUGUUCAAUAUUGUCAAAAGCUAGCGGUAAGAUAGCCUGUGAGUAUGGCCAAACACAUAGAUUGAACUCUUCAAAUUCUACUGAAGUAGUAAAUCAUUGUGAUCUUACACGCGACAGUAAAAGACUCUCCAAUCGUACUUGUUCGAGUAAUGUCCACGAUGUAUUUGAAGUCCCACAAGCUACAGCAAAGCAUGAAGUCAGAAGAAGGCAUGAGAAAUGGAAUUUUUUGGCAGACAUUAUAUUAACAAAACCAAAAUCUGUGUCUGAGGGAGUGAUUGAACCGCCUUUUAAACAUGAUGCAGACAAGCAAAAGGGCGCAGCGACAAUUGUUGGCCAGAAGAAAGACAGGAUGGGUGUGGAUUGUAAUUCUCAAGCUGAAGUUCAUCAGAAAAUUGCAAGGCUUCAGAGGCAGAAAACCAGUAGAAGGUAUCAGGAGAUUACAUCUGGAUUAGAAUUAGGGGAUAAUGAAGAGCAGUUGCGGCUUUUGAGGGAAAUAAAAAGUGAACUGAAAUUAAUACAGUCUGAGAUGAGAAACUUGAAAACCAAAAAUGUCACCCCUGUGGAUGAUGCUGUGUCAUUCGGUCUUCUCCAAGAGGCAAUGAUGCACUUUUGGAUUUGA